CAAAACAAUCGACAACCGCCGGAGCAACACAACCGAUAAACGCAUUCGCAUUCGCUAAACAGUUCAGAGAGUUAAAAAAGGUUCGCAAUCCAAGUGAAAUCCCGCACAAACGACAAAUUGCACCCGCUAAUCCCACAAAGACGGUUUCAAAGUGCGAGCAAAGUAGGUGGCCGUGAAGGAAGAAGCACGUGCGUGCGUGCGUGCGUGCAUAUUGUCCCAGCUGCUAGGCGUUUUUGUGAACCAGGCUUUCUCCGGCCGGAAGCAACCACAAAGUGAAAGCGUUUUCUUACCCGGGUUUUGGAGUACGAAAAAGUGUACCGCCCUCCACAUCUUCCUGUUUGUUGUGCGUGAAAUCGUCGUGUUUGUAGAGAAGAAAGAACCGCCCCGUAUCGGCUAUUUUCUUCUCGCGUAAUCCGUGGCCUGCUGGCGUAACGCGUAGUACACGCGAGUAUCGAUUUUCCGUGUGAAGCCAUAGUAGGCGGAAAGGGGCAGCAAAGGGAGGGCAAAAAGAACGAAAACCGUUUGGCGGCUGGCUACGUGACACCACCGACCACGGAGGAGAGCACGAAGACGACGACGACCACGAGGACGUCGACGACGAGGACAACGAAAGCAUCCAAGGGAAGAAGAGGACGGCGGAGACAAAACCCCGCGUGCUGUUGAUUGUGUCUGUGGUGGUGCUAGUGGUGGUUCAGCGUCCUCGCAAAGGAAGGAUAUCUCUCGUGACCGACGACCCCCCGUCUAACAGGGCCAGCACGAUGGCGUUCAUGAUGCCGGUGAUGAAGAACGAGUUCGAUAUCUACAAGGGCCGGCAGCGGCGGAUAUCCGAGUGCUCGAACCAGAGCAACUGCCGGUCGCGCAAGGUAUCGGAAAGUUCGCGCUCGGACGGUCCCAGCCUCUCGACCUCACCCGGCAACGAGGGUGGUGGUGGCGGCGGCGGUGGUGGCUUCCUGGCCGGUUCACCGGGUCACCGCAGCCACCCGAUGUACAUGUCACAUCUGGCCUCCCGGCCACAGUUUUCCCGCAACUCGUCCCGCACCUCCCAGAGCUCACUGAUCGCUUCGAGCCCUUCAAAGGCCAGCACCGUCGGUUGUAGUCCGCCCAAGGGGUCGAACGGUGGAAAUGUGAUGCCCGGACCGGUUUCCUCCUCCGUCGGCAGCCAGAGCAGUCUCAACAAGUUCCACACCCGGCUGGUCGACAAGCUGCGGAAGUCGCUCCGCAAGAGCAAAUCUAACGACAGCCGGUCAUGAGAGGGGACCGGUCCACCGGAUCGUGUUGGUGGUGAUGGUGGUGGUGGUGGAGCUGCUGCCGAUGAGCAAGACGAUGAAGAAGAAGAUCCGGACGACUUGGACGAUGUUGACAAAGCAGGACGAGGAGAUGGUGGCGGCCAUCGCCGUCGACGGACAGCCAGUGGAGACAGCGGAGAUCAGCGAGCCGCCGCAGGUUCAGUGGUGGGGGUUGAUGAAGGAUUAGGUGUCUGGUCGGACAGUGUGCUACACAUUAUGCAUCACCGGAAACCACCGUUACCGCGUCGGCGUAGCAACACACCGCCCACAGGCAGAGGUUCCUACGAUGGAGCGACGACGGCGGCACCGGGCAAGAUCCGCUCCAGGAGAGGUACAUUCAGUGCACCUCGGUAACUUCCGGAAGCUGACGCCAAGAUCAACCAACAACAGUGGCAGCAGCAGCAGCAGCAGCGGAAGAUGCAGUACACGGAGAAACGGGUGCGCACCGGAUAGCAAAAUUUACCCCGCAAUCACCGCAAUUUUACGGCAAGCCAUCAUCCAUAUUAUCAUCAUCCAAUAUGCUUAUCAUCAGUAACAUAGCAGCACGAUAGUCUUGAAUAUUAUCGCUUAAUCGCAACUGUAACGGCUCUCUCUCUCUCUGUCUCUGUCUCUAUCGCGCCCGAGAUUGGUCAGUCCGGAAAGUAGAGUUUCGGCUCUGGGUGCGAUCGGAUUUCUAGAUAACGACGCGAGAUCUAGCCUGUAAGCAUAGUCAAGUAUCAGUACAGAGAACAUAACAUCUACCAUCAUUAUGAUCAUCAUCUCCUCUCUCUCUACCUGUGCGUCAGCAGCUUUAGUCGGUAAACUAUAUACACAGUAAGGCUUUUCCUUUAGUCCUUAAGCCACAGGCCACGGUCUCGCCGCCCACAGCAGACGAGGUGACGGCGUGUGACCUAUUUAUUGAAAUGCCGCAACUCGCAACGCACGAACUGCGAACUCGCUUCGACGACGGUUCGCUUUCCUUACCCUUAUCAGUGCGGGUCCUGCUCUAUUGCGCAGUAUCCAGAAGUUCCAGGCAAAGGAACGAAAAGGACACGCAUUAGAAUUGAAUCAAGCGCUCUCUCGGGCGGGGAAAUACAACGAAGGAAAUUGGACAAACGUACAACGAAUGCAAUUGAGCCACGGGAAUUCAACUUCUACAGGAAAUUGUGAUACAUCACUUCGAACAACAGUAGCAGUACGUGGACCGCGGGGACCCAUACCGGUGUUUGACCGCCGCCGGAAGAACCGUAACGGGGUUCUGGCGGCACGAUUACAUACAGGUUCCCCCCUUUGACCUUCCACUUUUCUCUUUCUUUCUCCCUCUCUCGCUCUGCCGUUCUGACGCUUUGCGGUGAGCUGAUAAGGGCAGAGAAUUUGGUUUAUUAGCGUGAUUGCUGCAUUCAGGGCAGGACCUCCGUUUUUUUUUCUCUCCGUUUCGAUUGGCUCAAUUUGACCUUUCCGGAAUGGAGGAAUUACGUUUCAAUCUCGUAAGCGAGGUGAUACGGCGACUAUCGAACACGAAACAAACGGAAAUUUAAUGCUGUUGAACGGAAUGACGGAAUUGUAAGAAGAGACAAACACAUACACACAUACACAUUUACUUAGCUGUGAUCGAAACGAAUGCAACAUGAGAUAUUUUGUGAAUGCUUUUACGUAAAAUAACAAGUAAUACAUUAGUCGCACCGGUAUCGCACACACAGGCACACAAAGCGUGCCAAGGAAGUAGACAACACCUCUCCUCGCCCAACGGGCCUUCCCGGUUGGUGGGGCAAACUGGUGGAAACUGGAAAUGGUAGGAAAAUCGGGAAGAGAAAAGGUUUAUGUCAUGCGUGUUAUGGUUUUACAUUAGCGCGCCCGAGUGUCCACUUGGUCGCUGGCUCUGGCACGCGCACCGGUCUCCAGUGACCGGAUGUUGGAGAUUGUAAGGAUAAGCGAACCACAUACACAUACCGUUCGUCGUUAAAUUGCGAUUCUCGGAUUCGCAGCAACGAAGCAUACUGCGAUCGAUCAAACGAACGGCGCAUUUUGGGCGCACCCAUCGUCGCCCAUCGAUCGAUAUCAAUUCUAAAGCAUCCUUAUGCCCGUUGAAAGCCGGCAUCGUCGUAGGCAUUUUGCGGCAAAUAGAUUUGAAUUCGUUAUCCUUAUUCCCCCCUCACACACAGGCAAACAGAGAACAUCCUGGUAGGCGUGGAACAAAAUCGGAAUGACUGUUGUCACGGUUACGCUUAAAUAGUAUCCCGAGAACAAGCAUAUAUGACCAUAUAUAUAUACAUACUAUACAUGAUAUAUACAUAGAUAUCUAUAUAUACAACACGCGCCCAACAUAUAUACACGUACAAAAGACGUGCGAGUAAUAAAGUCAUCAUCAAAAGGAUAUCAAAAGAAGCUAAAUGCAGCUAUAAUGCAACUAUUGCCAUCGUAAGUCGCACCGGCGGAGUCUUGUCUCUGGUUAGAGUUUUUGCGGGCCGGUAGGGAGGAUAAGGAUAUUUUUGGACAAGUUUUAUCUUCCUCGAAGCGCGUAGCCAUAACCCCAGAACACUCUUCCAACGUAUUGUUUGAUAAACUACGCUUACGCUCAGCGAUCCAUUCUGAAGUGUUCGCAUUGAUUAGCGAUGGUAGGCCACCCGAUGGUAAUGCUGGUUAUCGCUCAAUCAGCCUCAUGCGAACGCCCCGGGUAAGGAUUGUUAUUGAUUGCCGCAAUCCAUUGCGUGACCGGAGUGUCGCUUCCAAGUGCCGAAUCGGAUGAAUUUUAUGUAGAUGCCAUAGCUCACGAGCGGCUCCGGACACGGAACGAAUUGACGGUAUAUUUGCCGUAAGGGGGUAUAGCGUUCAGGUUCUCGGUUUCGAACCAUUUUUUGUGACACCUUUUUGGUAACAAACCCGUAACACCGCAUCCAUCGCAGCAUAAUCCGGAUUGCAAUUGGAAAGUUAGACAGACACACAACAGGGAGGAAACGGUGGCUUCCUUACGCUCACACAAAACCGUAAAAGACUGCUGCUGACUUAAACUCGAGGGUAGAACAAAGUAGAACAAACACUAUUAUCUGCUAGGUUUAAUCGUUUGCUUUAAGUUCCUGUUAUUAGCCAAAUGUAUGAACCACUCUCCUGUGCACGCUAGGUUAAUGGUGGUGAACAAACGGCGGAUAGCAAGCUGUGGUCACCCGUGUGCAUAGAUAAUGGGCAUGGGCAUGAGAUUAGACUGUCCCGGUCCCGGGGCACCAUUUAUCAGCCAUUACUAAUUGACCAACUGCUUUGAGAGAGCCGAUAUUCACACAGAUGCAGCAGGGAUUGGUGAACCGACAGUAGGCAGCUGAAAAGUCGAUUUAAUCGACGGUUUUCCUUUUUUCCUUUCCAUUUCUUCAUUUCGCUUUUCUUUAUAACACCAACGCAAAACAUUCCACCAUUUUAAGCCCAAAUCUGAAGACCACUUGCAUCUAGAAUAUAGCUAAAACAUCACGCAAAAAGUGCCAGUAGGAAUGGAAACAGUAGUUUAGAAAGGAUUUAGAAGGCCCGUGGAAGACAAACCGACGAUCGAUCGUCGCUUGUUGUGUGCCUGAUACUACUACUACUACUACUACUGCUACUACUACUACGACAGACACUGGUGUUCUGUGGUGGCUUUAUUUCAAAGAACCCUGCCCCCACUAUCCUAGUAUCUGUAUCCUAAAUUGUAGUCUAAUCGUUACGAGAGAGGAACGUUACGAAUUUCUUGAAUAAUAAAACCUUAUCUACCUACUCUUAAGUCCACCCUCUUAGACGUUUCUUUGGGGCGAAACAGAUAGAACUCUAGGCCCAGAGAGCCAUGCAAAGGCAGAGACGACACACACUUAAUCAAAGUUAAGACAAAUAUUGUAUGCUUAUUGAAAAACCAAUAAAACUAAGGAACUGUUGUUCCGUUCAUCAAGUUA
Messenger RNA from Anopheles aquasalis, 5173 nucleotides. Its product is annotated as inhibitor of growth protein 1 homolog. The record is from RefSeq and is a predicted model, not a curated record. NCBI's taxonomy places the organism in Eukaryota, Metazoa, Arthropoda, Insecta, Diptera, Culicidae.